AUGUUUUCUUCAAUGCACUACCUGCAGUCGGUGGAAGACAGAGGCGAGUUCAGCGUUCCGAGCUGCUAUGGGAAUAUUAAGCAUGACAACGGUGGGUCUAGCCUUACUUUUGAGCACCCGCUGGAUGACGUCAACGUGGUUGACUUGAAAUGGAUCCAUGACUUUGUGUUGAAAUCCCUGGAAGUUUUAUACCAAGUGGAGAAGUGGGAAACACUGGUGUCACUUGCCAUCCAGUUCAACGCAGUUUCACACGAGAGGUACACAGAGCAGGUGACGCCACUCCUUGUGUUCGCGCAGCGCCAGCUUCUCCUGAGAGUCCUCAAGUUCAAGGGCCCAGAUGUUGCUCAGCAGGCGUGUGCACGGUACGAGGCCGAGCAUGGGGAGAAGAUAACCUGCCGAAAUUUUGUUGGGAAGCAGCUGAAGAUUAAUUCCUCAGCCACUGAGCUAAUAGACCCAGGAGACGGCGCAGACUUCCUGAGAAAGCUCAUCGACGCAGAAUACAGCCAUGCCAAGGCGCUGGUCUGUGUGCCCGUGGACGUGACCGACACCUUGAGGUGCUUCAGAGAGACGCUGGAAAAAUCCAAAUACCACAGCCGAUCAAUCCGACACAGCAGGAAGUUGCUUUCGCUAUUGCUUGCACAGACACAAGAUGUCCUCCAGGCCAGCAAUCAGAGAAGCCUGAAAGUCCAGGCACUGCACACCCUCGGGAGCCUUCUCAUCUUUGCGGGGAAGAACAGGGCUGCUUUCAAGUGCUGGUGUCAAGCUCUCGAUGACAUCUUCAGAAAGCCAGACGUGCUGCAGACCUGGAAGGAGCUGGGCCCGGCCCCCGCCAGCACCGCCAGCAGCCGCACGGUCCCGGGUUCCCGGGACUACAGCGAGGCGUUCCUGUCGAUGGUCGGCAUCUGGGGCUGCCUGCAAGGAGCUGUUGUGUCGGCCAAGAUAGCCCAAUUUAUAAAAUCAUUGGAUGUUGGAAAGAGAACUGACUGCUGCCUUUUGUCUGCACUACUCUUUCAGGGCCUGCUCAGAACCACGCUCCCACACCCCACCGUGGAGCGCUCCUACGCGCAGUAUGAGGUCAGCCAACUCCUGCCUGGCCUGGAGCUCUUCUCCGACAGGUUCCGGGCUGACCUCUGCUCUGUGGUCGCGAGUCUGUAUUAUGUGAUCCGUGAGCUGCACUUUGUGAAGCAUGAUCUGAUCGUUCUGCCUCUCCUUGCAUUGUACCAAUAUUUUGUUUCUGGAAUUUGCCAAGACCUAGUCAGGAGCCUAGAAGCAAGACUCCUCAAGGUAGAAGUUCUUACAGAUUUGGGAUUCUUUUCUGAGGCCUUUCAUGAGCUGUCCCAGAUUUUUUAUGGAAGAAACAUGCCCUGUGCAAUAUCCACUGGCUGCAAAGCUACUGGGAAAACGAAGACACUUCAAUCGUUUGACUCAGGAAAACCUCUUAGCAGUAAAGAAAAUAUACAGGCCCUUGAUGAAUUAAUAAAUAAAAACAUGCCUCUAACCCUGAUGACAAUUGGCCAGCAGCACCUCUUAAAUAAGUUUUAUUUUGUUAAAGCAUACUUUUUCAUCAGUGUGGCUGCAACAAUAAAUUGCGUCCCAGACAGCGCAUCGAGAAUGCCGUAUCUCGGACCUCUUGCCGACAGGAACAGACCCAACCUCCAGAGCUUGAAAGAGCUGUAUUCCAAGGAGGACAGGGGUUCAUUCUGCCAGUUCACCAGAGCCAGGAAUGAGUCCAUCCUGAGCACCCUGAAGGCGGUCUUGCUGACAGAAGCUGAAGAGCAACUCAACACCCUGGUGUCAGAGCUGGAGCAGCCGGGGUGUGGGAGUCUGGCCAAGUGCACCGCCAGGGAGCUGGAGGUUAUGGUGCGGGCCCAGCUACAACUGGCUGCCGUGGCCCUGCAGAGACACCGUGCGGCCUACAGUGCGGCGAUAGUAUACUCCACGCUCAGACUUCUCCAGGACUCAAAACUUUUUUUAAAGAAGGGAGUGCGAGAUGUCACAGAGAAUCCGCUCUCGCCAGGAGCUUCUGCCGCUGAAAAUAAAGACGACCCGGAGUUUUUAGACCCCAUCUCCCUGAAUGCCCGCGAGUACUUCAGCAUCCACCUGUGGCUGAGGUGCCGCCUGGCGCUGGUGACGGCGUUCAUUGCACAGAUCCGUGGCAUUGGAAUCGUGAAAGAGGACGACGUGACCGACUGCAUGGGCCUCAUCAAGGAAGUGUGCUCGGAGGCCAGGGGCGCCGGCGACGCAGAGCUGCAGGCCGAGCUCCUGACGCAGGCCGUGGUCCUCGGCCUGCAGGAAAAGCACCUGAAGGCGGACAUCACGGGGCACCUGCAGGAUGUGAUACAUUUGCUUGGAGGGCGUGAGUUUCUUUCUCCUCAGUCAUGGUUGACCCUGGCGAGGAGCCUCGUUUUGCUGGAUGACUUGACCAAGGCCGAGAGACUCAAGGAAUCGCCCCCUUCAAAGGCAGAAAAGUUGAAUUUGCUGACUCGGGCUCACAGCAUUCUCACUGAGCAGAUGCUCACUUUAGGAGAAACCAUUGAAUCUCCUUUAUCAGACACUGAAUAUGCAAGUCCGCUACAGCCUCUCAAGAAUGUCUACCUUCCUCAUGUCAUGCUCUUGGCCAAGAUAAAGAUGAGGCUUGGACACACGGUGGCCAAGCAGGUGUACGCCCGCCACAGAGGGAGGGAGCCCUCCCAGUGGCUCCCAGCCAUGCGCCUGCUGGAGACAGCAUGGAGGCUGUGCAAGAUGGCAGCGGGGCAAGAGCCGGAGGUGGAGGCCGAGAUCCUCUUCCAGAAAGGCAAAAUAGAACGUCAGAUGCUGAUGGAAGAGAAAUCCCCGAGUUCACAGCUGGAGAGUUUUUACGGAGCCAUACAGCUCAGCCUGAGAAACGAUCAGAACUCAGGAUUGAUAAGAGAUGCCUACCUAGAAAUGGCCCUGUUGUAUUUUCAUCUGAAGAAGCCAAAGAGAAAAACUUCAGGACUACCAUCCACACCUAAGCCUCUUCCCAGAAGGCACAGCUCUCUGAGAGACACCGCGGCGAGUUGCCUUGAAAUGUACAGCACCCUGGCCUGGAUCGCCAUCAGGGCGGCCGCGCAGGUCAGCGAGGCUGUGCUGGCCGUCAACCUGUUGAUUGGAAGGAAGAACACCCGAGAUGACAAAAUUAACCAGUUGGCAUUAUCCAAUGUCCCAGAAUUCGCCAUCCUGGAUCUUCUGUCUUCAUACACGGAUUAUUUGCUUGAUAACUACCAAGUUGCUUUCCAGACUUACUAUCCGAGCUUGCACCAAAGCGAGGACGUGUGUGAUGGCACCAAUGCCGGAGGGAAGACGCAGAGCAGAGCGGAUGUGACGUGGGUCCUUCUGCUGCGCUACCACCUCCACCUGCAGAGGACCAACAGCCUGGGCAAGCUGCUGGCUUCUGCCACGCCGGUGUCUGGACUCUCUCUGCCGGAUGACACAAUCCUCACAUCCCUCUUCAACGCAGAACUGAUUUUGCGCCAGAAAGAAGUGCAUUUUUUCCUCAAGAAAUUCUUGCAGCUGUAUUCCUCUUCCUGUAUUGAGGCGUUUCCAAAGGAGCUUCUGCAAGGGCUGGAAAACCUGCCUCUUUCAGAAAAAGACUCGUGUGAGUCGUCAGUCCAGUUUUGUCGCGACAGCUUGUCCUACUCCAGCUCGUCUUGUAAGCUCACUUCCAGCCCAUCUAACGUGGAUGUGUCGUCAGAAAUGGCAACACAAGCGUCCAACAGCGAGCUCUGUUUUCAGUGGUACAUUCCUCCCCUGGACAGGCCUCCGAAGGAGACAGAACCUCUGGUCCUGCUGCUGUAUGCCUGCAACCAGAAGCCCCUGCGCAUCGUGGACGUGGGACGCCCCGUGGGCGACAGCCUGCGCGUGGGCACCCUGUGGCUGUCGCUGUCCAGAGUUAUUUCCAUUCACGAGAAGCUAUCUAACCUUGUACAAAUAGCUGAACUAUCAUUGCCGGCAACUCCCGAAAUUGCAAGUGAGAACUUGACUGACAUGGAAGAAACAGAAGAGAAAUCAACUGAUAAAGAACUGGAAAACACGAUCGCCCAGUGCUGCUCCGAAAUUGUGGCCCUGCUUUCGGAUGGCAGAGAGUCCGUGCCACUCUGCGAGGUCCCGUUUGAUGUCUCGCUGCCAAAUAUAUUCAGCCUGGAGAGACUUUUUGAUCUUGCAAACGGCUGCGUUGUGCCGGGAGGAAGCCUUUUUGACUGGAUGGUGUCCAUCGUUCCCUGAACAGUCUUUAUGCGGGAGCCUUGUAGAGGGUUUCAUUGCUACUGGUCUCUGGUCCGAAAUAAGAUUCUGGACCUGUCCUCUUAUGGCAACCAAAAUGAAACUGUUUUGUUGCACAAGCUACAUUUUUUAAACUGUAAUUUCAAGAAAUGUUUUACAUUGUGUUUGGAUUAAAUGAGAGUGUUGAUGCCUGCUAGCCUCUCUUAGGAAAUAAACGUGUGCCUAGGGCAAAGUGGGGAAUCAGCCCAAGUUCCUUAAGCUUUCCUCUCCUCAUCUGUCGAACGGGCAUGGUGGCAUCCAGCUCGUGGGAUCCUUGUGUGCAUCACACUGAGCGGGUGCUGAGGUGCCCAGCACGGUGCCUGCUGUCAUGACAGAGUGCUGGGAGCAGAGGCCUGUGCGUCUCUGACAUUGUCUAGACCCUAGCAGGCCACACACGAGUGCUUCCCAGAUGCCGGUCCAUUCACGGAUACGCAUGGCUGAAAAAAAUGCCACAAACAGGUUUGCCUAAAGCCAGAUGGGCUUAAUGGGUUGCCCUUUAUUCCGAGAUUAAGAAUUUCCUACUUCCUACAGGGGUCAAAAAAGGCAUUUUUCUGUGAAGCCAUAAUAACAGUGGCUGGUAACUGGCAUUUUAAAAUAGUCUCACUUGAUAAUAAAAGAAAAAAUAUGGCA
Molecule: messenger RNA, 4908 nt
Organism: Carlito syrichta (Philippine tarsier)
Lineage: Eukaryota; Metazoa; Chordata; Mammalia; Primates; Tarsiidae
Product: cilia- and flagella-associated protein 54
Exons: 31
Coding region: 1-4242 (1413 amino acids)
Biological process (GO): cilium assembly
Source: RefSeq, a predicted model, not a curated record